This is a messenger RNA of Chenopodium quinoa (quinoa), 2479 nucleotides long. RefSeq names its product pentatricopeptide repeat-containing protein At5g40410, mitochondrial-like. The coding region runs from base 542 to 2308 and encodes 588 amino acids. NCBI's taxonomy places the organism in Eukaryota, Viridiplantae, Streptophyta, Magnoliopsida, Caryophyllales, Amaranthaceae. Gene Ontology annotation, molecular function: RNA binding; protein binding; zinc ion binding. The record is from RefSeq and is a predicted model, not a curated record. The transcript has a single exon. Gene Ontology annotation, biological process: RNA modification.
UCAUUUAUUUGCUUGCUCGGGUACGGUUAAAUUUUAGUCCAGUUAAAUUAUGUUGAGUACAUAGUAUAAUAUUUACAAAUAUAAAAUUAAAAAUAAAUGAUACUAAACUAACAAAAUUAAGAAUAAAGUGAAAAGAAUUUAAGCCUAACUCGAGUCACAGAUUGUGAUAUGAAGGGUCAUAUUACUCAAUACUCAUAUUGAUCUGUCUUGUUUGACAAGUCCAUUAGCCGGAUUGAUUCAACACUUUGAUGAAUUAUAAAGUAAAAAAAAAAAAAAACAUAUCUUCUUUGGUACCACUUCAGUCACCUUCUACAAGGCUGCCCUAAUUAAUCUCCGUGAUAAACAAAUUUCGUUUAUCACGGGAAAAACUGCUACCUCAAGUAAUGAUUUUACCCAUUUUCACAGUAAAAAUUAUACUUUUGUCCCUGUGAUAAACAAAACAGAGAUAAACUUGUAUUUUCUCCACCUUCUACACCACAAUGACCUCAAUUUUGCACAAUGUAACAUGUGUAACUAAAUUAACUGACGAUAAACUCUUGCUAUGUUUCUAACGAAUUUAACUACCCACAACCAACUAUCCAGUCGUAUGCAAUCUCUACUAUGGGCAGUGAGCUCUUGCCGCUCCCUUGUGAAUUGCCAAGCUAUCCAUGCCUUAGUAAUCAAAUCCCAAUUCAUCAAUAAUGGCUUUAUUGGUGAUCGUUUAGUGUCAAUCUAUACGAGUUUGGGUUUCAACGAUUAUGCACGUAAGAUGUUUGAUGAAAUUCCUGACAAAGAUUUGGUUUCUUGGAAUUCAUUCAUUUCUGGGUUUUCUAAAAGGGGGAUUCUUGCUUUAUGCUUGAAUGCGUUUCAACGUAUGCGAAAUGAAGCAGACCUCAAGCCUAAUAAGGUUACUCUGUUGUCGGUUAUUUCAGCUUGUACGGUUGAUGGAGCUUUGUGUGAAGGGAAAUGCUUUCAUGGGUUUGGUGUAAAAAUGGGAUAUAUGGAGGAAGUUAAGGUUGCUAAUGUUUUGAUUAACAUGUAUGGAAAGUUGGGUAUGUUAGAUGCAGCUUAUGUAUUGUUUAAUACCAUGAAAGCGCGCAGUUUGGUUACGUGGAACUCCAUUCUCGCUUUACAUGCUCAACAUGGGCAUUCUGAUGAUGUUGUGGGUUUAUUCAACUUAAUGAGAAGAGCUGGAGUUAAGCCUGAUCAAGCUACUAUGGUUGCUUUACUUCAAGGGUGCACUGAAUUGGGGGUUGUCAAACAGGCAACAGUUGUUCAUGCUUGUAUAUUCAAGUGCGGGUUUGAGGGUGAUAUGCUUGUUUCGACUUCUCUUAUGAGCUUAUAUGCGAAAUCAGGACAGCUGAUUGCUGCGAACGUUAUUUUUGGAGAGUUAACAAAACCAGAUGCAGUAGCUUGGACAUCUAUGCUUGCAAGUUAUGCUAUGCAUGGGUGUGGGAGUGAAGCAAUCAAGCUUUUUGAGAACAUGGUUGAUGGUGGAAUUUACCCUGAUCAUGUUACCUUCACUCAUUUGUUAAGUGCUUGCAGCCAUGCUGGUCUUAUUUCUGAGGGAAGAAAAUACUUCGAGGAUAUGUUCAGAGUUUAUGGAGUUCAGCCUAGGAUAGAUCAUUAUUCAUGCAUGGUUGACUUACUAGGCCGUGCUGGGCUUCUUGAAGACGCUGUUAGUCUGAUUAGGAGCAUGCCAAUGAAGCCAAAUGUUGGUGUUUGGGGUGCCCUUCUUGGUGCUUGUAGGAUUCACAACAAUGUAGAGUUAGGGAAGGAAGCAGCAGAUAAUUUGUUUCUGUUAAACUCAUCUGAUCACCGAAAUUAUAUCAUGUUAUCAAAUAUAUAUUCUGCCUCUGGUCAAUGGAAAGAUGCUUCCAAAAUUAGGUCUAUGAUGAAAGGAAGGCGUUUAGUUGGGGACCCUGGAUAUAGUCUGUUUGAACAUGGAAACAGAGUUUAUCAAUUUGUAGUAGGGGAUCAGUCUCAUCCAAAUUCGGACAAGAUCUAUGCAAAAUUGGAAGAAAUAGUCAGGAAAGUUCACGAAGCAGGGCUGGUGCGGCAAACAGAAUUCAUCUUGCAUGAUGUUGAGGAGGAAGUUAAGAUAGAUAUGAUCAAUAAGCACAGUGAGAAGCUAGCACUUGCUUUCGGUUUGCUGGUGACUAACACUAGUAUUCCAAUUACUAUAAUAAAGAACCUUAGAAUCUGUGGUGACUGUCAUUCUGUGAUGAAGUUUGUGUCAUUGAUUGAGAAGCGUACUAUUAUUGUCCGGGAUCCAAAACGGUUCCAUCAUUUUGCUAAUGGGAUGUGUUCUUGCAAGGAUUAUUGGUGAUUAUAUUCCUUGGCUUUUGCAAAUAGUUGCAACAGAUGAGUUUGGUACUUACUAAGACCUGAAAGGAUUUCUGUCAAUUACUACAUUAGGUAAACAUGAUUUGUGCUCACCCGUGCUAUAAUACUCUUAUAUCUAUCUUUGCCUUGUUAAAAGUUUUUCAUGCUCCCUUGG